AUGGUCAGCGGUCGCCCCAACAACGACAAACGCGCGCACAAGCGUGCGAGAAAGGAAGAGCCGCACGAGGCUGCCGAGGACAGCGACGGUGCCGCCGCUUCAUCUCCUGAGGCACUUCAGGACCAGCUGGUUCCUGCAAUGCAGGAAUUUGAUAUCAACGCAAUCCUCAAGAACAACGCCCUCGCCGCCAAGGUCGACGACCAAGCAAUCACUUUGCAAAACCAGGCUACCACCCUCAACGGCCAGGCCAUCAUCAUCAAGAAGCAAGCCAACGUCCUGCAUCGUUUUGAGAGAAAACUCGAAACAUUUGCCGAGGACCCCAGGGCCGCGGUUGAAACCGCCAAUGUUGUCCAAGACCAGAUCGGCCGUUACGUGGGCCCUGUGGAAAAGCACGGAAACCGCCUCAAUUUCCUCGAGGCCAAACAAGAGGGCAGCGGCAACUUCAUGCUCGCUUGUCUGCAGAGGAUGGGCGAGUUUACCAGCCAACUGAAGGCCGUGCGUGCUGAAUUGGCCGCGACCAAGCAAGAGUUGGCAACCACCCAGCAAGAGUUGGCGGCAACAAAUAUCGAGUUGGUGGAGAUCAACGUGGCACUGGCCGCAACUAAAAAAGAGUUGGCGGUUGUGAACCAGCAUGUCAAUGCGAUCCAGACUGUUGCUCUACGCUGGGCUGUUCUCAUGAUUGCUCUUAAAAAGGCAAAUAUCGCUGAAGAGAUCUCAGAGGCAGCAUGGCUGGACGUUCCUAGUCCCAGUCAUAAUUAUACGAUGAGCGGUUGCUUCUUGCAUUGGAUUAGUGGCAAUGGCGACAACCUGCCAAUGAUGGCAGUGAGGCUAGCGAUGGCUGCGGCCUUUGGAAAGCAUUUAUCCCAGUUCUCGACGGCCGUAACAGAGCUCCGUUACACCCUGUCCUCCUCCGAGCUCGAUGGUGGUCCGCCGCCCCCCUGCGGUGACUCCGUAUGGUCCAUUUUCCAGCACGGCAUCGACAUUGAUCCCGAGAGAGCUGCCCUCAUUUCCUUCUGGCAGCCCGCCAACCACCUCGAAGCGCUUGUGGGCAAGUCACCAUGCCCUGCCAAAUCCAUGGUCGAUCCCAAGCACCAAGACUCGAUGCUGAUCUGGUCGUACGAUCAGAUGCAGCGGGGAACUGCUCGUCUUGGAGCCAUCCUCGACAGACACAACGUCCCCGCCGAUUCGAUGAUUCUCACUUUUAUUCCGCACGGCGUCGAAUGGUCGCUCGUCAUGUGGGCCGCCGCACUGAAAUGUCAUACCCUCGUCUGUCGGACAGUCCAGUUACUUCACUCCAGCCUGCCCGACGACCAGCAGGUCAAGGAAUACUACUUCCGUCGGUUGCGACCCGCAGUGGUGAUUGUUGAAGAUGAGGAGUCCGCUGCGAUUGUUGACAAACUUCGGCAGGAUGCUGCAGCGGCAGGAGAUCAAUCGUCUGACUCUGGCAGCAGCUUCUUCCUCGGUAUCUCCCUCUGCCCUCUCUCCCCCGCCCGCCGCGCAUCCGGUAGUAACUGGAUCUCAUUUGCCUCGGACAUCGUCUCCCCCCAGCCACCUUUCACCGACGAAGAGAGCAGCGUCUCAGCUCAACAAGUCCGCGAUCGCCCAGAUCGCAUCUCCAACAUCUUCUUCACCAGCGGCACCUCGGCCUCACAGCCUAAAGGCGUACCGCGAACGACUAGAAAUGUGUGCGCGGCCAUCGCUUCACACACCGCAUUCUCUUCUUCUCCCCGCUCCCCUGAGAUUCCGCGGCCCGGAACCGUAGGCCUAAUCUUCUCCGUCAACAUGAUGGCCCUGUCCAUGACCUCCCCGCUAAUACAAUGGUACAACGGCGGUACGGUCGUCAUUCCGUCGCGCGUCUUUUCCGUGUCUGCGAACUUGGAGGCUAUCGAGCGGUGCGGGGUGACCAAUAUGGAGCUGAUGCGCAGCCAGCUGGUGCUGCUGGCUAAACACAAGGACUUUGCUCCGCGGAAAAUCCGGUCGAUUAGAGUUAUAUUCGUUAGUGGCGAGAUUAUCACGGUUGGGUAUCUGGAACGGGUGCGGGAGAUGUUGGGUGUUGGCGAGAACGUGUUAUUAGUAGCUGGAUUUGGAAUGACGGAGGGCGUGGGCGCGCUGGGAUAUCCUCCCAGUGUCCUGGAGGAGGGAAUGCCGAAGCCGUUGGGAGAUGUGAUGCCUGUGGGAACGGCGACGCCGGGGACGAGGGUCAAGGUUGUUGAUGUUGAGAAGAAGGUCUCGGACACAACUCGGACACCGCAGAAUGAGCAGGCUACCGCUGAGAAGGAGAAAGAGUGGGAGGUGGUCCCCUGGGGUAAGCAGGGCGAACUGCACAUUUCAAAUGAGGCGUAUGUCGAUGGGUAUCUCGACGGAUUAGCGCCGCAAAUGUUUUACCGCGAUAGGAAGGGCACCAAGUGGUUCCGCACAGGCGACUUGGCGGUGAUUGAUGAGAGCGGGAUGGUGUUUGUUGUGGGCCGUAUGAAGGAUAUCGUGAAGAGCUCUGUCGGGUUCUUCAAUCCUACGGCUAUAGAGGCAUUCCUGGCCAGGCACUUGUCGGUUGAGGUGUGCGUAAUCGGUAUCCCGUCUCCUAUGCAUGGCGAGAUGCCCUACGUUAUUCUCGACCGCCUACCCGAGAACGGAACGGCAACAGACGUCAGCGAGAUGUUCUCUCAGAUGAUGCCCGGGGGAUCAGGAUUCUCGCUCGGGGAGGUCAUAACGCUGAAGGAGCUAGGGUUGGAUACAUGGCCAAUUACUGUUACUGGAAAGAUGCAGAGACAUCAGUUGCGGGAGAUUGCGGUGGCGUAUUUGAAGACGAAAGAUAUCAGCGGCUAUGCUUUGGACGGUUAGUGUCACUGGAGGCCCUCAAAUUGCCGUAAGCCUGCUUGUGGGACGGUGCCGAUGCUGUGUUCGCCGGGACGUAGUCAGAAGAGCGGUUCGUUUUCAGCGUCUUGGAGCCUUAGAAUAGUAAUAUUAAUAGAUCAAAGAGCAUCU
Molecule: messenger RNA, 2982 nt
Organism: Neurospora tetrasperma FGSC 2508
Lineage: Eukaryota; Fungi; Ascomycota; Sordariomycetes; Sordariales; Sordariaceae
Exons: 7
Coding region: 1-2838 (945 amino acids)
Biological process (GO): secondary metabolic process
Molecular function (GO): CoA-ligase activity
Source: RefSeq, a predicted model, not a curated record